Salpingoeca rosetta is the source of this 9434-nucleotide messenger RNA. RefSeq names its product helicase. Gene Ontology annotation, molecular function: ATP binding; ABC-type protein transporter activity. Gene Ontology annotation, cellular component: membrane. Gene Ontology annotation, biological process: protein import; protein targeting. Bases 212 to 9187 code for a protein of 2991 amino acids. NCBI's taxonomy places the organism in Eukaryota, Choanoflagellata, Craspedida, Salpingoecidae. The record is from RefSeq and is a predicted model, not a curated record. The transcript is spliced from 3 exons.
CUCCAAGCAAGCACUCUGAGCACUGAGAUUGCGAUCGCUUGAGACUUCUGCCGACAGCAAAGCAAGCAAGGAACACACACAAAACACCCCAGCAAGGAACAAGGAAGAAGCACCUCACUGCUUCACCUGUCUACCUGUCUACCUGUACGCCGCCACGCAAAACGGCCUCAAGCCUUUCAACCAGAAGGACCCAACAGGACCUUGAGCGAGAAUGCCACCAAAACGCCCACCAACGGGGACGGGUCGCGGUGCGGACCAGCGCGAUCCACCGCCGCCAUACCAAGAGACCCAGCAGCAGGAACAAUCGGAUGCUGUGCCUACAGGCACACGCACGCCCGCGGCGAACGCGCCAUCGUUUCACCCUUCCCGCCGCACGACCCGGGAGGCGCAGGAGGCUCACCGCGCAGAUCAUCAGCAUCAGCAACAAGACCCCCCACAACAGGACCAUCACGACGGCGAGGAGGACGAGGACGUGGAUCUGGAGGAGGAAGAAGCCUCGACCACUGACGUGCCCGACCAGGAUGCCACAGGCGACGCAAGCAACAAGCGUUACAUGCUUGAGCCGAUGGAGGACGUGAAGCGACGUGUUGAAAUUGCCCCUGCCUCGACUCAGAAGUUUAUGGAAUACCUCAAGGUGCUCCUCGUUCUGCUCGUGACGGCCGCCGGCGAUCCCACGGACAAAGCCCAGCUGCUGGAGACCCUCAAGGAUGCCAGGCAGCGUGCCGAGGAGGAGCGCUACCUCCCCUGCGAUUUGGACGACUUUGACCGCAUUGGCCGUGACAUCGAGGAUGGUCAGUUCAAGGAGGCCCUUGCCAAGACAACGCUGCUGCUGAAGGUCAUCCGCCCAUUCGAUAUCCACAUGACACAGUAUCUCAUCGACCAGAGUCGCGUGUAUGCGGAGGCGAUGAAGAACAAGAACGUCGUCGUCUUCCUUGGUCGAUCGGGCGGCGGCAAAUCCACCUCCCUGCUCUAUCUCUCUGGCUGCACGAUGAUCCAGCGUACCAACGCCUAUCGCGACAUUGGCCCUGCCCCUGGCGCUGCUCCUGAGGGCUUCAAGGUCAAUGGCAACCCUGAAAGCGAGACGGCUUUUGUGCGUGGUGUUCGCUUGUCAGCCGAUUACCUUGAAGAACAUGGUGUGAUGCUCGCAGAUGACGACACAGACGUCCUGAUUGUGGACACGCCAGGCAUCGGCGAUAACUGCGGUGCAGAGAUCGACGUGGCCAACACCAUCGGCAUCCACCACGCCCUCAAGGCAUGUAAUGGCUUCUGGCCGGUCAUCGUCGCUUCCAAGGAUGGUGGCCCCAACGGGGAACUGACCAAGGCAAGCCUGCAAGUCGCCUCCAACCUCUUCAAGAGCAUCAGAAGCGUCAACCAGCAGCUCUCGUUCCUCUUCACCAAGUACCAGAGCGUUGACGAGCAUGACGCAAUCGCUGAAAUGUUCAAGGUGUUCCAGGAGCAAGCACGGGAGCGCCCUAGUGAUGAUCCGUAUCGUGUCAUCGUCCGCGUCAUCGCCGCCAAGCUCAGGCAACUCAAGAGUCGGAGACAAGCCGGAGAUGAGAUUGUCCUCCCUCUCGAACCAGAUCGCAUCGCAAUCCACCUCAGCGACAUCUUCAACAAGCAACCCAUUGCCCCGUUUAGCGUGGCCGACCACCCAUCCCUCCUCUCCACCUCGGAGGCAGCCAUCGCUGACCAGGCCCGCCUCAACAUCGCCGCCAUCCAGUUUGCCAUGGAGCGUGGCGAGCACAAGCUCGCCGUUCAGCGCGUCAAGGAGCUGCAGGGCCUGCAAAAGGUGGUGUCGUCCGAGGAGGUGACGCGGGCCACAAAGAACGCCCAGCAGGCGAUUGUGCAGCAUCUCACGCGUGAGUUCAACGCUGUGGUGGAGCGCAUCAACGAGUUCAAGGAUGCUUCCACCGGCUUCAUUGCCGUGGACGUGCUGGACACCCUCACCGCCAUUGGCGACGCCACCCGCUUCUUCCAACGCGAGCUGCCGAACCUCGACCUCUCCGCCGUCUCUGCAGAAGUGACGGCCUCCGCCCUUGGCGAUCUGGUCAACACGCUGCAGCGGGACGUGGGCCGCGCUGAGCUCUCUGCCCACGCGCGCGUCAACCAGGCCAACAAGCUGCGCACCCUCGUCGGCGCCAUCAGCAGCAUCCCUGCCGAGCGGUACGAGAGCGCCGUGCAGGGCCUGGCAGAUGAAGUGCUUUCGAUGCAGCGGCGUGCCGUGGAGGCGCUCGAACAGCGGCAGCUGCACGAGGCAGGCGAGCUGAGCACAGCCACACUGCAGGCUGCAGACGCCUUUGCCGCCCACCUCGACGCCACCCGCACGGGCCAGCUGACAGGCGCCAGCGUGGGCUCCGGUGGCGCCGGCAGCAGCGGCAGCACAUCUUCUUCAACAACAACAACAACAACAACAACAACAACGACGACGACGACGACGAGCACUGCCAGCAGCCAGAAGACCAGUGCCAGCAGCCUUCCUCAGCAGGUGGGCGAGUUCACCGGCCAAGUCGAAGUCGAAGCAGAGACCGCCCAGUCAGCGUCGCAGCGCAUUGCUCCCUGGCGGGGGGCAUUCAUCAAGUCCCUGCGUGCUGCCGUGCAUCGCCCUGUUGACCAAGCCCGCCACACGCUGACCGACCUCACCCCAAACAACUUGGGCCUGAAAGGACAGACUGCUGUGGAUGCGCUGGCAACAGCGCUGGCCCUCAUCACCGAUGUGCAGAAGACGCCCCAGCUUGCAGCCGUCAUCGGCGCUCAGCAGCUGGAGUCACUGCUCGACCAGCUUGUGUUCGUGUGCGACGAGCAUCUCACCCACAUCAUCGACGAGAUUGCGGAAGUGUGCCAGCAGGACCUGACCGACGCCCUUCAGCAGGCAGAGCCGCUGGUGCUUCACCUCAUUCGGUUCCGCGACCUCCCCUCCGUGGAUUUGGCGCGCAAGUACACCCGUCAUGAGGCCGCAGCGCGUACAGAGGUUGGCCGGGUCGUCGGCACCGCCCAACAGCUCGUGCGUGACAUUGUCCACAAUGCGUUUAACAAUCACGACGACAGUGGCAUUCACUGCUCGCUGCCAGCCCUGCUGGCCUCGCUCAAGGCCGCAACGUAUGCCAACGAACUGCAGGCUGGCAUGAUUGACAAGGCCACCGACAAACUCAUCGGCAGUGUGCGAGAUGAGGCGUACCAGUUUGAAGCAAAGGCCACGCGCUUCCCCAUGCAGCUCGACAACCCCGACAUUGUUCCCGAAGUGGCGGAGGCCAUCACCCAGCUGUCCAGUCUGCGCGCACUCGGCAGCGUCCUCGAAGGCAUUGAUGGGAGCUACACAAAGGCCAUCGACCACGUUACAGAAGGUGUCCAACGCAUUGUGGAUGCAGCCAAGGAGUUCUUUGCCAAGGUCCCAAAAGACAUCGCAUUUGACAACCCUGCAACGGGCGGUGACGAAGACGUCUCGAGCACUUCACCAUCGACCACGCGCCUUGACUUCCAGCUCGACCUGAGACGUGUGAACCGCAUCCACCACUUCCUCCACAAGGCGACCAAGGAGUCCCAUCUCAGUCUCUACGUUGCCAGCAUCAACGCCUUGAAGAACGUCUUGGAGGAAUCCAUGGCCAACUACGGAGCGUACAUUCGCCGCUGCCUCUCUCAUCUUUACCACAACGUGCUCGAAACGUUUGUGAACGAUGCGGCUGAGGAUGCAGUGGCUGCCACCAAACGCCUGAGGAUGGCUUGCCUCACGCUCCAGAUUCGACUGGAGGAGUUGCAGCGCAUGGAAGAUCAGUUCCCAGAACUGCAUGUGCUGGCGUUCCAGAACCCGCCACAAGAGCUCCGCACCUUGGGUCAGGAUGCAGCAACCCGAGAUACGGAGUGCCGUCAAUUUAAGCAGGACGGACGACUCAAUGAACUGCAUCGCCACGUGCUGGCUGCAGGCAUCUUGCGACAGCUCGACGGCGUCCUCGGGGGCGCCAUCACGUAUGCCCAGCUCUACAAAGAAUUUUCUGGGGAGGUUGCCGACUUCAGGGACAACGCUGUGCAACAACUCACGCAAGCCGUGGAGGCGCGCGAUUUCCCCCGGGCAGCGACCUUGCUCAAGCAGCUUCACGACACAAGCACCCAAAAGCGGCCAACGUUGGACCAGUCCAUCAUCACUGCAGUUGAUGCAACCUACGCCAACUGCCUGAAGCGUGCUCACCAGAUCACCUACGUUAACAGCGAGAGGUCGCGUCUGCGGCGGUUCGAGGAACUGCAGCAAGCCCUCAACAUGGCAAAAUCGACCAAGCAGCUGCAGGCGCCCGGCCUGAAGCUCGUUACCGCAGAGCAGGCAGAAGAGUGGGAGAAGAAGAUCGCUGCCGUGAGGAACACAGUGAACACAUUCCUAACAGAUGAGUGCGACCGAGUGGAAAACGACAUGAAGCGAUGCUGCUUCGCCGAGGCCCAAACCCAACUGCAGGAGCUUGCUUCCUGUCUCCAAGCUGUUGAGCACGAGCUUGAGGGCUUGGAUGAAGCACACGCGCGCAUCAGCGACCUCAAAGCAAGCAUUCUCAGGGGCCCCGAGGAGGCUGUCGCUGCGUUUGAGGGCCUGACAUUGGAGAAGGCCAUCAGCAACCCGCCGCAGGUCUUGGCACACCUUGCCAAGGAGAGCGCUCAGGUGAAGGCAGCCGUGAACCAGCGUGUGAUGAAGCUGCUGACAGACUUUAAGGCCCGCAUGUCCAGCGACGAUGUGAUGAGUGUGAACCUGGAGGUUGUGAUGCAGCACCUGGAGCACUUCAAGGAGCUGUGCCCUGAUGACAUGCAGAAGCAGGUGACUGCGACAUCGGAUGACAUUCUGGCGACGCUUCGCCAGCGCAUUGUAUCACGGGCGAGCGAGCUCAAGGAGCGGCUUGACCACGACGACUGGGAUGGCCUCAAAGCUGACGUUGGGCUGAUGCGCAAGCAGCCUGUGGGCCAGCUUGCCAACACCAUCAACGCGCAACUCACGUCCAAGGUUGACGGCAUCGCCGAGGACGCCUUCCAAGCGCUCGAGGACCGCAGACAAGACCGGCAGCUCCUCAAGGUUGUGAAGCGCCUGGCCAAGUGCAACGAGAUUGGCGUGCCGACUGCAGCGGCCAAGCUGAAGGCCAUGGUGCAGCAAGCGACAUCGAAGCUGGGCGUUGAGCACCAAACCAUGGCGCACGUGUUUGCCUCGCCCCAACUGACGGAGCCAGGCAUUGCCCGUGACGUGUCCCAGGACUUUGCAAGGAGCGUGGUGCGCGCCCUCUAUUUGGAGAGCAGCAUUCAGCUGGCAAGCAACUCCAUCAAGAAAGACAGGACAACUGGCGGCGGAGGCAGACUGCAGCGUCGCGAGACGGACGAUGGUGCGUCUGUGCUCGAGGACCUCCGUGCAUGGGCAGUGAAGUGCUCGAAAGAUGUGGCCAAGUUGCAGCAGGACGUGGGCCAUCUCAAGACCGCGCUGGCAGAGCUGGAGCCCUCCAAAGUGGACUGGAACGCCUUUGCAUCCGUCAACACGAUGAUGCUGUCGCACCAGUGCGGGCUGGUUGCAUGCACUGGUUCGGAGCUUGCCCGCCCCGCAAAGGAGCUUCACAUCGCACCAGCUGUUCUGGAGGAGUGCCAGAAGUGCAAGCAGUCGCUCGAUGCAGUCGUGUCGGAGCUGGAUGACGUGACAUCAAAGUGGUUCGACGAGAGCAUGGGCAUCAACGUGCUGGAUGACCAGUACAAUGUCAACUCAGAGGAGAUGCGCAAGGCAUACGCACGCCUCCACUGCACGAAGCAGCUCCUGGAGCUGACACUUCCCUUUGCGGCCUAUUUUGCAGACGGGGUGGAGGCGGUGCGCUCACGCCCGGAGCAGCUGUCCGAGCACGUGCAGCUGCAAGAGGAGCACAUUGCAUCAGAGCUCGACGCAGCCCAGACGUCACGCAAGUACGAUAGGAUGGAGACCCUGAUGCAACACCUGAGCAUUGUCGGUGCCGUGCAGGAUGCCAGGCCACCCCAGACUGUGGGCAGGUACUCGGGAUCGGGUUCAGGCUCAGGCUCCCCUUCGCGGCGGCGCAGUGCACGACGCGGGCGCAGCAAGCGCACGGAGAUCAUUGCCAAGCUUCAGCGGUCACUCAUGGCGGACGCCAUGGGCAAGGUGAAACAGCUGCACGAUGCAGCCACCGACGACGAGAUUGCAGGUGUGCUUGUUGAGCUGCAGCGGAUGAGUGACAACGUGGACUGUGUUCGCGAUGAGGUCGAACGCCGUGUGAGGGAAUUCCUGGGCAGCUACAACAAGAAGAGCAACAAGCACAUUCCCAGGCUUGGCCUUCGGCUGGACGGGCUACAGUCCCCAGAGGCACAGCGUGUGCUGCAGGCGUACGAUGUGUUCACCGGGUAUCUGCGUCGCCUCUUCAACGACAAGAUCAGCUCUGUGGGCAUCGACGACGCGCUGAAGACGCUGAAAGAGGAUGACAUCAACAAACUCACACUCGAACACUGUGACGAGCUGAAGCGCAUGUUUGACGAAUUCCUCAAGCAGUACCACAAGAACUUGAAGAUGAUCACCGAUGGACCAAAGGCAGUCGACGAACUUGCUGCAAGUGCGAGGGCUUGCGCUGCCGAGAUCACAAAGAACCCAGACCUUCACGCUCAGGGCAUGGAAUGGACGGCUCCAAUGAGGUCGCGGCUGCCGACACUCAUGGCGCACAUCUUUGGCAUGUGGACGCUGCACCACGCGAGCAACCCCAACCAGGCACGUGAGGAGCUCCUGCAGCCGCACGCCUCCCAAGCCCUGGCCAUCUUCCGCCUGCUUGGCGCUGGCACUGAGAAGGGCGAGCUGCACUCAAACCUGGUGCAGGUCCUGACGGGACAAGGCAAAGCCGUCAUCUUGGCUGUCACGGCAUCUGUGCUUGCGCUGUACGGCAUGCACGCCAGCGUUGCCUGCUACUCCGAGUACCUGACCACGCGCGAUUAUGGCGAUUUUGUGUUCUUGUUUGACAAGCUGGGCGUGGCUGAGCAUGUGGAAUACGGCACGUUCAACGCCCUGUGCGAGUCGCACAUCAACAAGGAGGGCGACAUCCGCGAGCGCGUGCAGCACUUGAUCCAAGAAGACAAGUUCCAGAAGCCUGGGUGGAUCAAGCGCGCCAAGGACAAGGCUGCUGCCUUGAAGGACAAAGCAGCAAGCUUCCUGCCUGGAAGUGCCAGUUCCUCCAAGGUUCCGCGCCCUCGCGUGCUGUUGAUUGACGAAGUUGAUGUUGCGCUCGACCCAAGCAUCAUGAGCAACACGUACGCGCCCAACUGCAAGGUGACCAACGAGGCUGUCAAGAACUUGGUGAUGCACCUGUGGGACAAUCGCACAACUGGACUCACCUUCGCCAAGGUGGCCACCUCGACGCAGUAUGAAAGCCUCCAGCAGCAGUUUGCCAAGCCGUACCACGACCUCCUCCGAAGCUGCGUGAACGCCAUGAUUGUUGACCUGCAAUCGUAUGAGAACCACGGGUACGUGUUUGAGGGCGGCCGCAUCGGUUACAAGCUGCACGACACCGUCAACUACAAGAUGCGCAUGCGCUACAAGACCUUGUUCGCGCUCAUGCACGAGCUUGAGAAGACCGGCGUUGACGUACACACUUCCCAGGACGUGGCCAAGGAGGUUGCCUUCCUCAUCAACUGCGGCGCGUUCUCGUACUUUGAGGUGCAGCGCACGUUUGCCUGCACGCUCGGUGUGACGGGCACGCUCAAGGACCUGUCUGCUCCCGAAUUUGGGGUGCUGAAGGAAGACUACGGCAUUCACACGUACACGGUGAUGCCGUCCAUGUUUGGCGCGUCGCAGCUGAAGCCGUUUGAGGCAAACGACCUGAAGAUUGUGCCCGCUGACCAGUACCAUCUGACCAUCACCCAGGAGAUUCGCAAGCGCCAUGGACAGGGCCGCCCCGUGCUUGUGUUGUUUGAGACUGCACGUGAGCUUCAACAGUACUACAAGCACGAGUCCCUCGCUGGCCUCAUGCAGCACGUGCAGAUUCUGAGCGAGACACUGGAUGCUUCCGAAAAGGAGAAGAUUGUGCGCAAUGCGACGCAGCAGAAGCGCAUCACCCUUUGCACCCGCUCGUUUGGGCGCGGCGUGGACUUCCAGGUGCGUGACCCGGCCAUCCCAGACAAGGGCGGUGUGCACGUGCUGCAAACGUUCCUGGCAGAGACGAUGGCUGAGGAGCGGCAGUGCAUGGGCCGCACGGCUCGGCAGGGUGAGCCGGGCAGCUACUCGAUGGUGCUGCGCCGUGAGCAGCUGGAGAAGUUUGAUGUGGACUUUGAAGCGCUCGACAAGCAGGAGAGCAGUCACGAGCUGCGCAAGUAUCUUCACGAGAGGCGCGAUGAUGCGUUUGGGAAGCAGUUCAAGCAGUCGUACGAGAUUGCGCGGGCUGUGAAGAAGGAGCACGAGGAAUCGAUGGCAUUCCUUGAGGAACUGAGUGGCGAGCGCAAGGCUGAAGUGGUGAAGGCGCUUGAGAAAUGGAACUACACGCGCGAGGUGGCGUCCAAGGUCACGCGCACAUUCUACGCGCUCGAUUGCACUUGCUCCAUGAGCACCAGCUUGAAGAAGACCACGCAAGUCAUUGGCACCGUCUUUGAGCGCACCGAGAAGAUUCUUGACGACGCCGGCUUGCUUGGCAACAGCGAUGUCGCCAUGCAGCUGGCGGCAUACCGCAACUACAACGUGGAUGCGGACCAGCUGCAGCAGGUGUCGGGCUGGGAGCAGAACCCGCUUGCACUGCGGCAGUUCCUGUUUGGCCUGAAGGUGAAUGGUGGCUGGGGCAACGAAGCCAUUGAGGUUGCGCUUCACCGCGCCAACACGGAGAAGGACGUGUCGCAGGUGAUUUUGAUUGGCGACGCACCAGCCAACUCCCCAGAUGAGGUGGCAUCCAAGCGAAACAGCAAAGGUGAGCGUUACUGGUCCAAGUUUCCCGAGUUUGCCAAAUCCACGACCGCUGAGACCGAGCUGCAGAAGCUGAAAGAGAAAGGCAUCCCGGUUCAUGCCUUCUACAUUCAACCGCGCGCAAAGGACUUCUUUGAGCACGCCGCUCAGGUGACUGGUGGGCGCUGCGAGUUCCUGGACAUUGAUGAUGCGUCUGGGGCUGAUCAGCUCACGAACCUUGUCUCCGAAGAGCUGCUGCGGCGCGCGGGCGGCGAACAAGGCAACCAACUCGUUGACACCUACCGAGCCACUUUCUGCAAGUGAUCUGAUUUGUGAUGUGAUAUGUGUGUGUGUGUGUGAAUGGACCUAAAGACUGACUCGUUGCGAUAUUGUUUUGUUUGGGUUGUCUGUGUGUGUUGUGCCUGCAUGCUUUUGCGUUUGCCCUCUUUUCUGUUGUGAAACGAGUUGCUGUCUUCUGUUUCUACGUUUAAAGAGCAUGUGUACGUUGAGUAAACAUCAAGAACAACGAGCAAACAGAGACCCUUUUGUCGCUUGAGUGAAGGAAUAGAUG